AUUUGGAGAACCAAAUUGAAGGAUGGCAGCUACUGGGCGGUGUUGGUUGUUACAGAAAUUAUGCAGCGGACGCAAGCAUUAGAAUCCGCAAGCGAGAUUAUAUUUUUGGAAUCAACAGCCUCCUGCUAUGAAUCACAUGCUACCAUUACAGUAGUGCUUACUCCUACUCCUGUUAGAGCAUUGCCCAUUGCUGUGCUUAUGCACAACUGCCAGACGACAGAGAGCUACAAGACUGCCUUCGGCCUCUUGAGACAGAAAUAUCCUCUCUGUUUUGGUGGCCUACAAUGUUCAGCAAAGUUGAUUGCAUGGGUGUUUCAACUACUGCGUAAGCGCUAUGCACUGCCUGAAAUUGCCACCGAUUUUUGUGCUGUUGAUCAGCACUUGAAUGCCCUUUGUGAUACAGAAGUUACCAACAUCUUCUGCAGAUUCAGUGGUGAUGUAUGUGUCAUCAGUAGAAGAUUUAGAGGCUGCCACUGAAGAAUUGCUGCAGUAGCCUCAGCGCGGGUAUGUGUCACGAGUGCAAAAAUUUCUUGAAAGGAAGGAGUGGGUGCUAUUUUUUUGGUUGGGCCUCAUAAGGAGAGGCCAUAAUACUAAUGUAGAGAGGAAGAAGAUUAUGUGCCGCAGUGGGUCACGCCUUUAGUGAGAGGAGCCAAGCGCGAGCGUUUGCCCUGAGUGCUGUGAUUCCCAAGUCCAUUGCUGCUGCCCACUUUCCGCAUUAAUAGACCUGCUGUGCAAGUACUA
Messenger RNA from Rhipicephalus microplus (southern cattle tick), 741 nucleotides. RefSeq lists its product as uncharacterized. NCBI's taxonomy places the organism in Eukaryota, Metazoa, Arthropoda, Arachnida, Ixodida, Ixodidae. The record is from RefSeq and is a predicted model, not a curated record.